CAAAAAGAGAAAUUGGACUGCCUGACAUUAAAACAUUAGAAACAUGACUGUCUGUUGUAAAAUCUGGUUUCUAAUAUCCCAAUUGAAAUUAACUUCUUAGUCUCUUCUUCCAUCAAAGUAUAUUUUGGUAAAAACAGAGAUGGAGUUAAUUGGACAUUUGCAAACUUAUGAAUGGGGCAAGUAUGGAAAAGAAAGUGUGGUUGCAUGGCUAUAUUGCAAUAGUAUUGACUGUAGAAUUGACUCUGAGACUCCAUAUGCUGAGCUAUGGAUAGGUGUGCAUAAGAAUGGUGAAUCACGAAUUAAAGACUGCUUGCACCCCUUGUCAGAAUUUCUUUCUAAAAACACUCAUGUAAUCGGAGGACUGACUAGUGAAAUGUGGUGUUUACCUUUUUUAUUUAAAGUAGUUUCAGUUAAUAAAGCAUUACCAAUUCAAGUUCAUCCGUCCAAGGUUCAAGCUUUAGAUUUACGUAAAAGGAUGCCAAGAAUUUAUAAAGAUGUGAACCAUAAGCCAAAGAUGAUAAUUGCUUUGAAUGACCUUCAAGUACUAUGUGCUUUUCGUCCCUUACGACAAAUAAGAAGAUUUUUGAGAGAAGUUCCCGAGCUUGAAAUGAUUAUACCAAAAGAAUUAAUCAGGAAUUAUCUAAUAAAACCUAGAAAGGAGUGGUUCAUACAGAUGUUGCUUAACAUAUUAUCAAGGGAAGAAGAUGUGAUGGAAACUACAAUAACAUGUUUUUUGCAAAGGCUUGAAAACGAAAGCGAAGAAAAUAAAACUAGAUAUUUAUAUAAUUUAAUUAAAAAAUUUAGCGAAUGGUGUCCUAAUGAUGUAGGAAUAUUUAUGUGCUACUUCUUGAACUACUUUACACUUGAAAGUGGCGAAUCGAUAUUUAUAGCACCUGGAAUACCUCAUUCCUAUAUUCAAGGGGAUUGCAUUGAGUGUUCCGCAUGCUCUGAUAAUGUGAUCAGAUGUGGUCUCACCCCAAAAUUCAAGGAUAUCGAUGUCUUUUUGGAAAUUGUAGACUUGAAAUCGUAUACAAUCGACCAAUUGAUAAUGGAAGCAGUGCCAAGAACCUCUGGUACCGUUUUGGUCUAUAAUCCUCCGCUGUAUGAAUUCGGGAUCACUAAAAUCAUUAUUGAAAAAGGUGAAACAUUUCAAACGCCACUAUACGAGGCUUUUUGCACUUUCAUCGUGAUGAGUGGAGAAGGAGAAGUAGGAGAAGACAACGGGAAAAGGGCAAUCAAAGUGGGAUCGAUUUUUUUCUUAUUCGCCAACGAGAGGUACCUUAUAAGGUGUACAAAAGGAAACAAUAUGGUUCUUUAUUUUGCUUAUCCAAAUACAAGGCAGUAUUAUCAGAGUACAUCGAAUACUAUUGAUUAGUAUAAUAUUAAGUAUAAAUGAAAAUUUAUAUCAUAAGAAUUCCUUUAUGAAGGAAAAGGAUAAAAUUGUAAUUAUUUCUUCCUAUGUAUUGGGUUGUCCAGAAAAUAAUGCAGGAUUUUUUCCAGUGGUUCUCUCCAAAAGAAUUGCCAUGAAGUACUGCUGAUCCGGAUUUACACUAAGGCCCUUAUAUUAGUUGAGUAUUCUCAGGCUGCUCAUUUUGAAGUGCUGAAACCUGGACAAAGGGUGAAUGCAGACCUUUAUUGUGAAUAAUUUGGAUCAUGUAAAUCACUCUUUGAUUGUAAAGUGUCCAACGAUUAUCAACAGAAAAGGU
This is a messenger RNA of Nezara viridula (southern green stink bug), 1706 nucleotides long. NCBI's taxonomy places the organism in Eukaryota, Metazoa, Arthropoda, Insecta, Hemiptera, Pentatomidae. The record is from the annotation of a GenBank genome assembly.